This is a messenger RNA of Purpureocillium takamizusanense, 2981 nucleotides long. RefSeq lists its product as uncharacterized. NCBI's taxonomy places the organism in Eukaryota, Fungi, Ascomycota, Sordariomycetes, Hypocreales, Ophiocordycipitaceae. The transcript has a single exon. The record is from RefSeq and is a predicted model, not a curated record. The coding region runs from base 241 to 2814 and encodes 857 amino acids.
GCGACUCUUCGCUAACUAGGCACCGCACGGAGCCAACACCGUCACACACACGUGUCGCUGGAGCUUGUCCAUGGCUGAGCUCAAGGCUUCUCGUGCGAAGCAGUUCAUGUCACGGCGCUCAUCAUUUUUUCCCUCAGCGCGCUCGCUUGUGAUACCUCGAGCUUCCACCUGGACCACCCAGGCCUCACGGAGAGCUUCAAGUGACGCGACGACCGCGUGAGGAGCGGUCCCUCCGCGAUCAUGGCGCGGGGGAAAGCUUCGAACAUGCCGUCCCACGGCGCAGGCUCCAUGGCCGGGUCCGUGGACAAGGACAGAGAAGCCUUCGAGAUGCGGCAGUACGAACUGAUCCUGCAACUACAGGACACCAUCCUCUCUGGUCGGCACCCGACGAUCCGGCCGCCCAAGGAUCAGAGUGCUAUUAUCGCACGGCCCCCAGCUGAUGGAUAUGCUGUGCCGUCGACAGUCACAGAUGCUAAGCAUGCGAACCGCACAGGCGGCGCGCAGUCGUCGUCGACGAGUAAAGCCAAGGGCAAAGGGAAGGCCCCGGCUGUGGCGAAAGCGUCCACGUCGAGCGGCACGGGCCCUCUCGCAACGAGGGCCGUUGAGUUCGAUCCGAUACUCCUCGAAAAGUCCGAGGAACUGGUGCAGGCCGAGCUGAUGCUGCAACGGCAGAGACUCGAGCGAGCCCUGAAAGACGAAGUGGACCGGCGACGAGGGCCUAGGGCCUCUCAAGCGGAGAAGCAGAACGCAGAGCUUGAUCUGUCCGAUGUUCUCUCCAAGGCCCAGGCCCUCGUUCCCGCGGUCCAGGAUCCUCCCCCUCCUACUGCUACUGCCACAGCCGCCGCCGCCACUAUGCCAGCUGAAGACGGUUUAACUGAUAACAAGGACGCUGAAAGUGAUUCGUUCGAUGACGAUACCUUUUAUUCCUCGCAGCACGAGACACCUCAGUCUCACAUGGCUUCUCGAGUUCGCAACGCAUCUGAAGCGGCACACAGCCCGACCGUUGUCGCCCGCGAACCGCCGCCCCCCGCCCAGGCCGCUCCUCAACAACCACCCGGCCAGCAGCCUACCACCCUCCCUGGGCAACCGACCGCGAAUGCUGUAAGGCGUGUCGACGCCCAGCCUAUUUCGCUUGCGAACGCUCCCACGGCCGCUCCCCAACCCCGCGUGGUUCCAGGCCUGAAUAAUUAUAUUGGCGUGGAAGAAGCCUCGACUCGAUUCGUUCAAGCCCCAACGAGCGGCGAGCAGAGCUUAUCAGACGACUCAGCACACAUGGACUACGAGCCCCCGGAAGCCGAAGACAAUAUGAGUUGCGUUGCGCAGCGAAUCGACUCGUAUAUGGAGAUGCAUCCUCCGUCACCGCACAUAAGGAGCCAUGCUUUACAGCCGCUGGCACCUCAACCGUCUCAGGUCUCUUUACUGGUUGCCGCUUCCCAGGGCCGGAUGCCUCACCAGCAAACCAUUCCCCGCACACACGGCACGCCGGCGCAGGUUGCGGCGCUGCGCAAUGAGCACUCCACGGCGACCAGUCCCGACAGCUCAUCCCAAGGUGGGAAGGGCUCGGAGAGGAAGAAGGCGAGGAAGAAGAAAAGAAAGGCAGACCGGCAAGCGCCGGAUGCUAACGUCAGUCCCUACAUAAAGCCCGAGCCUCGAUCUCCGUCGCCCAUUUUUGCCCCUGAAUACAGGGCAAACAAGCGCCAGCGACAGGCUCAGGGGCGUGUUGUCGAUCUCGAGUAUGAGCCGAGAUUCGAGCCACCGCCGGCUAACGGCAAUGAGGGCCAAGUCCUGACCCGGCCGUACAGAGACGAACCCAUCCCGCUGGGCUACGAAGGCGCCAGCGUAUAUCCUCAACGCGCAGCCAGCACGACGUAUCUCGGCGAGUCGAGAUACGUUCGGCAGUAUGUCGACGACCACAGGAUACCAGCCGAGGGCCACCUUAGGAGCUAUGGCCCGCAGAGCGCGCUGCCUGUGCAGUAUCCUCCGCCCACCGUGGGAUAUGCCUCCCGGCAAGUCCCCCCUCCCCUCGCCGGCGACGGUUAUCGAGAGCAGCCGCGACCCUAUGGCGAAUUCCCAGGAGACCGAGUACGCGUCGCAUCCGACGGCGAAUCGUACGGUGCCCCGCCGGGAGCAGCGCCACCUCGGAUGGUAGUGGACGAGUUCGGCCGUGAGUACUAUGACCCGGCUCAUCCUGCGGUUCAGCGACCCAUGGCUCCCUCGGUGAGUCCCGGAGAACCCGGUGUAGUUUACGAACGGCUACCGCCCCGAACGGCGUCCCGGCAGGCUGGGCUCGAACCCCGCAGUGAUGCCGUCAGGCACAGUGCGCAGGCACCGCCAGCAUAUGCCGUCAUGCCGAGGCGCAUUGUGACGCAGCCUGAGUAUGCCGGGUAUGACUACCGAGACACCCAUGGACGCGAGUAUUCCGCACGGCCAAUGGCGCCGCCGGCGGAGUUUGUGGAGGUUGGAGGGCCUCGCGAACGAAGAUUCUUUGGAGAAGCGCCGGGCCACCUAGCCAGGGCUCCAAGCACGAUACCGGCGGAUGCCGUACGGUACCACGAGAUGCCGCCGAGCUACGGGCGCGUGCAGAGCGUGCGGCCUGAGGUGCCAGUUCGCGAAUACGCCGCCAGCGUCCACCCAGACAGCCGCCGCGAGCUUGCCCAGCCCUAUGUUAGAAACUAUGGCGCGCCGCCCCUCGGCGACUAUCGCCAUUCAUCUCAUGCCCCGCCUGGCGGCGAGAUUGCCUUUAUCGAGCGGCCACGUGGCGCGACGCAGGAGAUUGUCUACGCGGACGACGCCAGGAGAGAGAUAUACCGGUAGGAAGGGCAGUGAGUGAGACGGCGCCCGGGCAGGAAGCGAUGCAUGCACCGGUGUUGCGUGAUUCAUAUUCUGAACAAAAUAUGUGUGUACAGAAUAGCAUUUGUGCGAGGCGGCCGGGUUGUCACAGAGAUACCCUGAAUUUCGAAGUUUGAAGCACGCUUUUUUGA